Gloeophyllum trabeum ATCC 11539 is the source of this 3348-nucleotide messenger RNA. RefSeq lists its product as uncharacterized. The transcript has 5 exons. Gene Ontology annotation, cellular component: cytoplasm. Gene Ontology annotation, biological process: autophagy; peptidyl-serine phosphorylation. NCBI's taxonomy places the organism in Eukaryota, Fungi, Basidiomycota, Agaricomycetes, Gloeophyllales, Gloeophyllaceae. Gene Ontology annotation, molecular function: protein serine/threonine kinase activity; ATP binding. Bases 1 to 3348 code for a protein of 1115 amino acids. The record is from RefSeq and is a predicted model, not a curated record.
AUGUUGCAGUACACCGUCCAGCCGUUCCCCAUCCCGUCUCAGCCCUCUCUUCCCAAACCAAAGGACAAGGAUAAUAUCAGCAAUGACUCUACUUCUUCGCUCCGUUCUACUACUACAGCGCAUAAUGACUCUUCGCACCCCGCCGUGACCGCUCCCCGCGAGCGGCGCGGGCCCAUGGGCGUCUUCCAGCGUAGUGCUAUCAAGCGUCUUCCGUCUUCUGGCCAUGACAACAACAACAACAACUACAGCUCGAUUCCGACUCCGUCUGCCUUUGCAUGUAUCCCUCAUCCCCACGCAAUCCCGCUUUCCAUUUCUACUGCUUCAAAUACGUCUUCCAAGCCUUCUUGUAUCCCUCCUUCCCCCAAGUCUUCCCUGCCUCCCUCUCCUGUUGUCCCGACACCAUCUGCUCAGGUCGCCAAGCAUGUCCCACGAUCCCCGUACCUCUCUUCGCCCCGCCCUACGUCCUCCCCCGUGCCCCGCGACAUCGACAGCCCCCGGCCCCCGGCUCGUCGCUUCUCGACCUCUUCCUCGUCCGGCGUGCAAGACGUCCUCUUCCCAGGCGACAUUGUCGGCGAAGGACUCGAACUCGAUGACGAGAUCGUCCGCCGCGUGCCCAUCGACGCGAGCACCAACGUGCUCUCCACCUCGGCUCCCAUGGACGUCCAGGAGCCCGCACGCGAGUUCGAAGUCGUCCGCCGGCUCGGCACCGGGAGCUACGCCGUAGUGUACCUGGUCAGAGAGGUGCUCAGCCGCAGCGUUCCCAGCGAUAGCGGGCACGGACAUGUCUCCGCUGUCGGCGCCAUCGACCUCGAUGAUAGUUUCAGCUCAAAGUCGAUGGGCGGGGUCCACAUUGAGUAUGGAAAGGAGUACGCGAUGAAGUGUCUCUCCAAAGCGAACCUCGACGAGGAGGCUUUGGAAGCGCAGAUGACCGAGGUGACGAUCCAUCAGUCUCUCCCGCCUCACCCCAACAUUGUGACGCUGCACCGGACGAUGGAGACCGAUUCGUACUUGCUUCUUCUUCUCGAGUUUGUCCCUGGUGAAGAUCUUUUCUAUUUCUUGGAGCAGUCCCGCGAUCACUACUCUCCUCAACCUCCUUCCAACCCCUGCACCCCUCCUCUCACUCCGUCCUCCGAGUCCAGCCCGUCGUCGACGAGCUCUCCCCCGACUCCGCCAACCCCUGGUCUUUUGGGCUCCCACAACCCCACGACCCUCCUCUCCCGCACGCGGCUGAAGCUGGUAGCCAGUAUGUUCGCGCAGAUGUGCGAGGCCGUCGCAGCCAUCCACGACGUGGGUGUCUUCCACCGGGACAUCAAGCCGGAGAACUUCAUUGUCACCGACGGUUGGUCCGAGAAGGAGCCCGGGAAGGAGCGCGAGAGGAAGGUCGUGGUGAAGUUGUCCGAUUUUGGGCUGAGCACCAGAGAUUGGGAGAGUUCUGAUAUGGACUGUGGGAGUGCGCCCUACAUGAGUUACGAAUGCAGAAAUAAUGUAGCCCCUACUUACUUGCCCCGCGGUGCUGACGUCUGGUCACUCGGUAUCGUCCUGAUUAACAUGCUGUAUCACUUUAAUCCAUGGACAGACACGACCGAAGGCGCCUGCCCGUCCUUCACCCUGUUCCGCCAGCACCCCGUCCCGUUCCUCGUGCACCGCUUCCCGGGCAUGACCGAGCCUGUCGCGAAGUAUCUUGCCGAGAACGUCUUCUGCAUCCUCGACGACCCGCAGGACGACUCGAAGCGGGUGUCCGCGCGGGCGUUUGGGAAGUGGGCGCGGGACCUGCCCGCGCUGUUCGGCGUGGACGGCGAGGCGAGCGGCGGACACAGGCGUGUCGUGAGUGUCAGCAGCGUGCAGGGCCACCCGAUCAGCUCGACGCCGUGCUCGCGCAGGCCGAGCUCAAGGCAAUCGAGGCAGACGAGCCGGCAGGCAAGUCUCUCACGGGCGACUGGCGCGUUGGGAUCGAGGCAGCCCAGUCUGGGCCCCGCAUUGGAGGAGGAAAGACCGGAAGAGUUGCGCUUGGAGACGACCGUGUUGCAGGAAGUCGAAGAGAAUGAAGCGGAGGAGCGCGAGGCGGAGGUGGAGACUGCUUCGAGGUCUACGUCUACCACGAAGAGGCGAAAGAGAGGCGCGAGGAAGGGCAAGGGCGCUGCUAUGUCACCUCUUGCUACCAAUGCUCCUAGCGUUGUCGGCGGCGCUAGUGGGCCCGAGGAGGAGAAUGGGACCUUGGAGACGUUGGCCAGCGCUUCGCAGGCCCUGGCGAGGGAGCUCAGCCGCACGUCUCGGUCAUCGUCGUUCGUUUCUGGUUUCAACUCGCCGACGGAUUCGUUCGCGAGCAUCCCGUCUGUCACGCCGUCUGUCCAGCCCGCGGUUUCGAAGAAGGCGUCCAAGUGGAAGCUGGGCUUUGGGCGGACCAGCUCGUCCGCGUCGUCCGCUGCACGCACGUCGUCCGUGGAUCGCGCUGUGGACAUGGAGAGCACCGCGAGCUUCGGAACCGGCAAAGUAAUGUCCGCUACUGCAAGCAACGUCACGAGUCUCAUUAUGGGUUUGGAGGCUCCUCAGGUUCACCACCAUUCUGCCCCGGCGGACCGUCAAGAGCCUUGGUCCCGCGGUCGUCGCUACCAGACUCAGGAAUCCGGCUUCGCUCUUGGUACCCCCCAGCCUCCUUCCCGCUACGAAGGCGGCUCGGGCACCUGGGGCCCUUCGUCGUCGGCUAACAUCGAACGCUGGGCCAACAACGUCGAGAAGCGCGGGACCUCACCCACAAGCAUGCGCAGCGGCCGUCAGGUAGCUUCAAGCUCUAGCUCGAUGGCCUCGAGCAACUGGCGCAGCUCCAUGUUAUCGACUGCCAGCAGCGCUGGCACGUCGACAUCGGCGUUCACCAAGUACAGCAACGGUAGCAAGGCGAGCGUCUCUACUGUGGCGACUAGUGUCUCGUCUAGUAGCUGGAGGAAUCCCGCCCCUAAGCCUCAGGUCCCCGUAGGCAGAUCACCGUAUGGACAAGACCGUCCUCGGGAUAUUCCCGCGAACGUCAAGUUCAUGACCGGUGUGCCAUGGGAGCUGCAUGAGCUUCCUCGCCAGUUGCACCCUAAGCCCGUGGGUGAUAUCUUCGGGCAGCCCCCUGUUCGCAAGGCGCGUACGCGCAAACCGAAUCCGAACUUGGACACCAUCACCGAGCGCGCUGGGCAUAAUAUCAAGCCAUUGACGGUUAACCAGAGGCGCGAUGCAUCCACUAGUACCACGGACCUCAACGGUGAUGCUUCUCCUGGAGACGAGGAGUUCCCCGAAGGCAGCCCUAAGAAAGUUCAGAAGGGGCAGAUCAAUGCCCUGGCCAAGAUGCUUUCCGCUCUUCGGCGCUAG